Messenger RNA from Pistacia vera, 1317 nucleotides. RefSeq names its product glyoxylate/hydroxypyruvate reductase HPR3-like. Gene Ontology annotation, cellular component: cytosol. The coding region runs from base 122 to 1111 and encodes 329 amino acids. The record is from RefSeq and is a predicted model, not a curated record. NCBI's taxonomy places the organism in Eukaryota, Viridiplantae, Streptophyta, Magnoliopsida, Sapindales, Anacardiaceae. Gene Ontology annotation, molecular function: NAD binding; hydroxypyruvate reductase [NAD(P)H] activity; glyoxylate reductase (NADPH) activity. The transcript is spliced from 2 exons.
UUCAAACUGAAUGAAUCGUUUCCAAUAUUCCAUUAAUUAACAAAUCAAACGGUCAAAUCUUUCAACAGCCAGACGUCUUCGCUUUAGUUCCCAUGUACUCACUAAUUUGCAGGAACCAAACAUGGAAGCUCAUAACAAGGAAUCCGAAGACCUCCCACAAGUACUGCUCCUCAAACCACCGCCAGACUUCAUACUGUUUGGAGAGGAAGCCUUUCCCUCAAAAAAAUUUCAGUUCUUGAAAGCAUGGAAGUCAACGCUCCCUCUCGACCAAUUCUUGAAAACACAUGCGCAAUCAGUUGAAGCCAUUCUAACCUCGGGCAGUUCCCCCAUCACAGCCGAGAUUUUACGACUAAUGCCAGCGGUUCGAUUUGUGAUCACCACUAGCACCGGCGUGAAUCACAUAGACAUAGCCGAGUGCCGAUGCCGCGGGAUCUCUAUUGCCAAUGCUGGAACCGUUUUCUCUGAAGAUGUGGCGGAUUUGGCCGUUGGUUUGUUGAUUGAUGUGUUGAGGAAUGUCUCUGCGGCAGAUCAGUAUGUUAGACAAGGGCUCUGGACUACUAAAGGGGACUAUCCUCUCGGUUCUAAGCUAGGUGGUAAGCGAGUUGGGAUUGUUGGAUUGGGGAGCAUUGGCUCAUUAGUUGCUGAAAGACUAAUCGCUUUUGGAUGCCAUAUAUCAUACAACUCAAGAAGCCAAAAACCAUCUGUUCCAUACCCUUUCUAUUCGAAUGUCCGUGAACUUGCUGCUAAUAGUGAUGUUCUCAUCAUUUGCUGUGGAUUAACUGAAGAAACACACCACAUGAUCAACAAGGAAGUUCUGUCAGCACUGGGAAACGAAGGAGUCAUUGUUAAUAUUGGACGUGGGGCUAUUAUUGAUGAGCAGGAAUUGGUUCGGUGUUUAGUACAAGGAGAGAUUAAAGGUGCAGGUUUGGAUGUUUUUGAGAAUGAGCCUAAUGUUCCUAAAGAGCUCUCUGCAUUGCAAAAUGUUGUUCUGUCUCCUCAUUGUGCUGUCGCUACAACAGAUACUUUCAAGGAUAGGCAAAAACUCGUGGUGGGAAACUUGGAAGCUUUCUUUUCAAAUAAACCACUACUCACUCCAGUUGCCGAUGACUAGAUGGAUUUUGUUCAUCUUCUUGAAAACCAUCAUAGUGUGAGUUUUAAUUUCUGUAACAUUAUUUGUUUGUGAUCCUUCUAGAGGAUCAUAUCAGAAACAAUUAUCUUGCCGAGCUGAUUUUUCUCUCUAUUUUUCUCCAUUUUUAAACUAUUGGGAUUGUUACCACGAUGAUUUUUCCCUAUCAAUAAUAAUUUACUUAUACCUAA